This is a messenger RNA of Salvia hispanica, 1943 nucleotides long. RefSeq lists its product as uncharacterized. NCBI's taxonomy places the organism in Eukaryota, Viridiplantae, Streptophyta, Magnoliopsida, Lamiales, Lamiaceae. The record is from RefSeq and is a predicted model, not a curated record.
CCUCUUCAGUCUUCUCCCUUUAACCCCUUCACAGUUUUUUCUUUUUCUUUUUUUUUUAACCCCUUCACAGUUCACACCACCUUAAUUUCACGUUCCAUCCACAAAUUCAUCCAUAGAAUCACAUAUUAUCCAUUUACUUUCACUAAUUUAUGGAUUAAUUCAAGCAAAUAGAGGGGUUCCUUCUCUAAAAACGAUAAGGUACACAUUGUUAUAAAUGGUAGACCAUUACGACCCGGGAUUUUUCGGAGUUCGUUUGGCUAACAGGGAACAGAGAGCAAAGUGGGACAAACUCGUUCACCUGAAGGUCAUACCAUCUCGAUACCCAGACGAAGAGGCAUUGGAAGCACUGGGACUCGGUGACUGCUUCUGGGAGCUCAGUCGAGUAGGCGGUCUGACAAAGAUAUUAAAGGGCAAAUGGCCCUCCUAUCGGCACUUAACAUUAGAGUUUUUGAGCACUCUAAUGGUGACCAGGAGAGAUGGUUCCCGAAUCUACGAGAUCAAAUUCCGUCUAGGGAAUGUCGAGCAUGGGAUGUCCGUUGAUGAGUUGAAUGCCAUGUUAGAGUGUGCAGGGGAAGACAUCUUUGAGCCUGAUGAGUUUGACUGGGAUGACUUCUGGACAGACAUCACAUUCCACAGGAAAGGCUAUGCAACGAUAUAUAACGAAAACUGUGCCAAGUCUAUUUCCAUUCGAAAUCCUGUCCUCAGAUACCUACAGAAAGCGUGUGCAUUCCUCCCAUUUGCCCGAUUUGAAAACAAAACAGUUGCAUCGAGUGAGUUGUUCCUGCUAUGGAACGUUCUACAUGGGAGAGCCCUCAACAUGGGGAAUUUCAUUAUCUCUCAUCUACAGAGUCAGGCCCGGAAGACCUCGGGAACACUUGCAUGUGGUGGGAUCAUCACCGCCAUUGCUGAGCGGUGUAAAAUUAACACCAAACAAUGGGAGCCGAUGAAGGACAAAGGGGAGAUGUUUCUUUCGAUCGAGGUGCUGAAAAGUAUUGAUUUCGUCAUGGUCAAUAGUAUACGACAACUUUUCUUCUUCCAGAAAGACGGAGAUUACUUCCCACUCCCAAACCCUAGCUAUACAGAUGUUAAUGGGUGGCAUUCAACUCAGAAUUGGAGGCUGAACACUAAAGCUCAUAAGGCAAUUAUGAAAGCCACGCCAUUCCGUGUGCCAUUGACAUCUUCCCACAUGGCCGGACCCUUCCAGUCCAACCCACAACAGCCCACAAGGCCGGACCCGGCACUGCCAGCCCCACCACAAGAGGAGCAUGCUCAUGAUGAUGAUAAUGAUGUCUCCUUGGCAAAGAGGGUUGAUCACCUAGGGACCCGCAUUGACCGUGUUAAAGCCUCGAUGCACCAACGCUUUGGACAACUCAACCAAAGGUUUGAUCGCUAUCAUAUGGUCAAUGAAGAGAGAUGGGAUCGAGUGGAGAGCAUGAUAGACGAGAUGAUGAGGAGGUUCCAAAGGCGCGAUCCUGAUGGCACCCAUGUGCAGGAUAUUGGACAAUGUGAAGCCCAGGUGGCUGAUGCUGGUGGAUUCGGUGGAGAAAUGGGCGAAGGGUGUCAGACAGGAAGAGAAUCGCGGUGAUGAAUCUAAUGAGGUGUAGAGGGAGGCCGAGAGUGGGGACAGUGGUGGAGCUGAUUAGUGCUAGGGAAUAUUUCAGUGAUCGAUUGAGGGAUGUUGUGAUUCUGUUUGUGGUGAUUCGGCUUGGAGCGAGGACAAGAGGAUCAAGAUUUAUGAGGGGAUGAUGCAUUCUCUGGUAUUUUUUGGAGACUGUUGGAGUAGAUAUUUGAUUGAAAUGUAUGAUAUUAUCUACGUAUUAGACUUGAUUAUCUUGGAAAGAGUUGUAAUGUUUUCCAUUUUCAAACAAUCUUGAUUCUACUUGGACUCCUUGUUUAUUAUGUGUAAAAAAAAAAUGGAAGCAUGAUGUUUCUGAGUUGUUACA